Molecule: messenger RNA, 1496 nt
Organism: Exaiptasia diaphana
Lineage: Eukaryota; Metazoa; Cnidaria; Anthozoa; Actiniaria; Aiptasiidae
Product: follistatin-related protein 1
Exons: 11
Coding region: 187-1116 (309 amino acids)
Biological process (GO): multicellular organism development; cell differentiation; regulation of BMP signaling pathway
Molecular function (GO): calcium ion binding; protein binding
Source: RefSeq, a predicted model, not a curated record
UCUUGACGCAAAUUCCCUCACGUCUAAUCUCAAACUGUGUUGCAAAAACUGAGCCAAGCUGACUUSCUACUARCUGGAAAGUAGCCGUCAAUUCCAAGGACUAAAGAUUAUCGCUUCAGGUUUAUCGUCGUGAAGGCUUACAAAGAAUAAGUGGUAUCUCUAUWUAGUAGUGAAUCAAGCAACGAGAUGUAUUCAUUCAUUUUUCUGUGUUGUUUUGUAGUUGGGAAUACGGGAAAGGUAAUGGAUAAAAAGCAGCAUACAGAAGACAAGUGUACUGCCUUGGCCUGCAAUGCUGGCCAAGACUGCAUCAAGUCAAAUAACGCUCAAUUCAAAUGCCAGUGCAAGUCSAGUUGUUCGAGCCAUCGUAAGCCAGUGUGUGGGUCGGAUGGAAUUACGUACCGUAAUCAUUGCGAGUUACACCGAAUUGCUUGCGUCAGUGAUAAGCGGAUUGGAAUCAAACACAAAGGACCUUGUCCAAAAGAAAUGUUGCUAACUUCAAASCAUAAGUUGCAAAAAUCUAAACCAGUUGUUUGCUAUGAACAAAAUCGAAACGAAAUGCGCGAAAGACUUAUUAAGUGGAUGCUAAUCAUGGCUAGACUACUGGGAAUCAACCGUCAAAAUGUCUUUUGGAAUUUCUUUAAUGGAAUGGAUGCCAAUAAAAACGCCAAGCUUGACAGAGAAGAAUUUCUACAGCUUGUCAAAUCAGACGAAACGGUUGCUAAGAUUCCUGGAGAAGACAACUACAUCAAUCCAAUCCUACAACCACUUUGCUCUGUUGCGUUAUUUAAUCUCAUUGAUCUCAACAAAGACAGACAGCUUACUUUUAAUGAGUUUAAGCAUUCUUUGGAUCCUGAUUUCAAGCCACCACACAAACUCUGUGAAAUCGAGGGACGGACGUACAAAGAUGGCGCGGAAAUCCCCACUGACUGCAACAGCUGUGUCUGUGCUUGCGGUAAUUGGGUUUGUACAGCCUUGGAUUGUGGUGAAAAUGGUUUGCACAACAACGAAGAGAAGGAUGUAUUAGUUUUAGAUGGAAAAGAAGCUAAGAAAAAGCUCUCGAAAGAAGUUGCAAAACAAGAGGAUGGAGUAAAAGGGAUGGUGAAGAACCCGUCUUGAAGUUAAAACAACUAUGCAGCUUCAACUUGUGCAUAUUUUGGUAGCAGUAAAAACUCAGUUUUCCAGGACUCUAUGAACUAAGAAUAGAAAGGAGUCUACAAAAACUAGUCUAGUAAACCGCAAGUGCAAUUCACAUGAAUAUCAUUUUACGGCGCUAUUUAGGUGGAUUUUUUUUCACAUCAACUAAUUCAACUAAACUGAAGAUAACUGCUUUUUUAUUCCCAACACCAUUAAUAGAUUAUGAAUGUCCACUGAUUUGRUCGAUAAUAACAUGAGCCUGUAGUCCUUGUGAUCAGCGAUCCAUGAUAGUCUCAUCAUCAAGCUAAAAACCAUAAAUGUAUUGUUAUCGUAAAAUUAAAACUUGUUUAUGAUUGCACUUA